This is a messenger RNA of Penicillium soppii, 1251 nucleotides long. Its product is annotated as succinate--CoA ligase subunit beta. Lineage: Eukaryota; Fungi; Ascomycota; Eurotiomycetes; Eurotiales; Aspergillaceae. The record is from RefSeq and is a predicted model, not a curated record. Gene Ontology annotation, molecular function: ATP binding; succinate-CoA ligase (ADP-forming) activity; metal ion binding. Bases 1 to 1251 code for a protein of 416 amino acids. Gene Ontology annotation, cellular component: mitochondrion; succinate-CoA ligase complex. Gene Ontology annotation, biological process: tricarboxylic acid cycle; succinyl-CoA metabolic process. The transcript is spliced from 7 exons.
AUGAUUACCUGGCGUUCCCUAGCCCGCACCUUCCAGAAACAUGGCUCCCUCAAAAUACAAGUCCGACGACUGAGCCUACUUGAACACCAUUCGCACCAACUCCUGAAAGACUUCAACCUCCCAGUCCCGAAAGGAUAUCUAGUCACAACUCCCGAGGAAGCCGAAGAUGUCGUCUUCAACAUCAAUGCACCGUCCGUAAUAAAAGCACAAAUCCUAGCCGGCGGUCGCGGCAAAGGAACCUUUGACAGUGACCAAAAAGGCGGCGUGCGCAUCGUGAACUCACCCCGCGAAGCCUACCAAGCAGCCCUCAACAUGCUCAACCACAACCUAACAACUCUACAAACCCCACCUGCCGGCCUGCCAGUCCACAAGCUCUACAUCUACAAAGCGGUAACCAUCUCGCACGAAUACUAUAUCGCAAUAACAUUUGACCGUCAGCGUAAUUCACCCAUUCUUCUAAUCUCGGACACAGGCGGCGUAAACAUCGAAUCCAGCGAUAAUCUACACAAACUGUUUUUCCAUCUGGAAACGGGUAUCACGCCCGAGAUUGACGCUUAUAUACAGGCAGAGCUUGGAUUCUCCGAUUCCGAGAUGGAGGAUAUCAAAGCGAUGUUGUGCGAUAUGGUCCGCUUGUUCAAGGAGAAGGACGCUACGCUCCUUGAGUUGAAUCCGCUUGUUAGGACGGGCGAGGGGUUUGUAUGUCUUGAUGCGAAGUUCGAGUUUGAUAAUUCGGCGCGGUUUAGACAGGCUGAUAUCUUUGAGCAGGGGGUUGAGGAGGGGACUAAACAGGAGGAAGAUGUGAAGAGAGCUGAGGAGCUAGGGCUGUCGUAUGUUCGACUUGAAGGAAAUAUUGGAAAUAUUGUUAAUGGGGCUGGGCUGGCGAUGGCGACUAAUGAUUUGAUCACGCUUGUUGGUGGACGAUGUGCCAACUUUUUGGAUGUUGGGGGCGGUGCUACUAAAGAAGGACUGAAGAAGGCUUUUGAGAUUUUAGGAGGCGAUGAGCGGGUGAAGGGAGUUUUGAUUAAUAUUUAUGGCGGCAUUGUGCGUUGCGAUAUGAUCGCCGAGUCGAUUGUUGCUGCUGCUAAAGAGAUUGGGGGAUUCAAGGUACCUGUUGUCGUUAGAUUGCAAGGCACUAAUUCUGAAAAGGGGUUGAAACUGAUCAAACAAUCGGGACUAGAAAAUCUGGUUGUGGAGGCUGAUUUUGAAAAGGCCGCGCGAAUGAUUGUUGAACGCACACCCAAAUUUGAAUGA